Molecule: messenger RNA, 1798 nt
Organism: Dendroctonus ponderosae (mountain pine beetle)
Lineage: Eukaryota; Metazoa; Arthropoda; Insecta; Coleoptera; Curculionidae
Product: small glutamine-rich tetratricopeptide repeat-containing protein beta
Exons: 6
Coding region: 152-1102 (316 amino acids)
Biological process (GO): post-translational protein targeting to endoplasmic reticulum membrane
Cellular component (GO): membrane; TRC complex
Molecular function (GO): protein binding; molecular adaptor activity
Source: RefSeq, a predicted model, not a curated record
AAUGCAUAAAUUUGACAAGAGAUCGGAAGCAUAACCAAACUUUUUCGUUAGGUUUACAGGUUCGGUGGGAACAAGAAUUUUCCAGACAAGACGGUUGAUUCUGCAAUAAUAGAAUAGUAUUCUCGUUGCAAUAGAUACUAGAUAAAAGAAAAUGGAUUCCAAAAAACAAAUUUUAGUAAAUAGUAUUAUAAAUUUCUUGCGAAAUGAAUUAACCGGAACUAGUUUGACUGACGAAAAAAAAGAGUCGUUGGAAGUGGCUGUGCAAUGCUUAGAAACAACAUUUGAAGUAGAAGAAGACCAAGAGGGCGUUGAAACAGUUGACCUUUUAUCACUGAUACAAGUUAAGCAAAAAGUUGAAGUGACUGCAGAAAAAACUGCAAAAGCAGAAGAGCAUAAAACCAAAGGCAAUGAUUUCAUGAAAAGCUGUAAAUAUCAAGAGGCAGUAGACGAAUACUCAAAGGCUAUUGAAUUAAACCCGUAUAAUGCUGUCUACUAUUGCAAUCGAGCCGCAGCAUAUACGAGACUGAUGAAAGAUCUUGAUGCAAUCAAUGACUGCAAUGAAGCCAUCAAACUAGAUCCAAGCUACGGGAAAGCUUAUGGAAGAUUGGGAAUAGCGUAUUCUAACUUAAACAAAUACGAUCUUGCUUAUCAGGCUUACGAAACUGCUCUGAAAUAUGACCCAACUAACGCAAUGUACGAAACUAAUCUUAAAGUUGCACAAGAACGACUUGGCGCUAGCACAGGUGCAACAGCCUCAGGAGCUAAUGCUGGACCGAUUCCAGCAGAUCUGUCUGACUUUAUAAACAAUCCUAAUAUUAUUAACAUGGCUACACAGGUCCUGAGUGACCAGAACUUCCAUAGCAUGAUGUCCGCUUUAAUAAACAACGUGUCCCUGAACAAUGAAGGAAUGCCCGGGGCAAUAGAAACCAUGAUGCAAGCUGGUCAAGCGCUUGCUCAAAGGGUCGUAAACGAAGAUCCGGAUUUCUACAACAGAGUGGCCAGAAACGCUCAAGGCGGAAAUCCUGACGGCGCAGAUCCUCCAAAUCCGAAUUCAGAACCUAAAGGACCAGAGCCUGACAAGAAGGACGAAGGAUCUGCAUGAAAGAGACUAAAACGAUAGGUAUAAGUUUGACUGUUAUUUCAAAACAUUAUUUUUGGGCUCUUAAAACAAUAUUUCGGAAUGUAGGCAUCAAAUAAACGUCCAAAAUAUACAGCAAUGAAACACUUGAUUUAAUGCAGUAAUGAUAAAUUUCCAAUUUGGUUUUAAUGUUACAACGAUUUUAAGUAUUUACUAGUUACUUACUAGAGGGUUUAAAUAUUCCACUUGCAACAACAGGCGUAGAGACCAAAAUGUCUGUUUUUAAUGUUAAGGUUUUACUUAACAGUAAGGUAGUGUAAAGUUGUAAUUUGGAAAAAGUGACAGUUUGUUUGAAGAGCGAAACAAUAAUAUUUGUCUUGUAGAGAAAUACAGUCUAUUUUUUUGCUUUUGAUGUAAGUUUAUUUAAAUAUUUCUUAGGAUUAGGUGUUUUUAAACAUAUAGACAUUUUCCCGACGGAAAGUGUUUAAAUGAUUAGAAGAGGCAUUAGAUAUUAGUCGUUCGUUAUUACAUUUCGUGAGUUUUUUAUAACAAAUAACAAUAAAGAUUGAUACGUAAAUUCGUGAAAUAAAGUAGAAUUUUAGAUGAUAAAAAUUACUCAUAAGUAUUCGUUUUGAUUAUCUCACUUAGUGAGAGUUGUAUGUAUAUUGGAAAAUUUGUAUAAAACGCUAGUUGUUCAAAUAAAGAUAUGUUUAACAGUCA